This is a messenger RNA of Symbiodinium pilosum, 810 nucleotides long. The record is from the annotation of a GenBank genome assembly. NCBI's taxonomy places the organism in Eukaryota, Dinophyceae, Suessiales, Symbiodiniaceae.
AUGAUGAUAACGUGCAGGCAAGACAUUGCCAAGCUUGAGGCGAGAAAAGCCGCCCUCGAAGCGCAGGAAGUUGUCCUCGAUUCCUUGUCGCAGCAGGUUCAGAAGAGGGUGAAAGACAGGGCUCGGAAGCUUGAAGAAGAAGAGCGUGAACAACAACGCCAGGAGGAACUGAAGCGAAAGCGCCAGGAGGAGGAGCAAAGAUGUGAGGAAGAACGCCAGGCGGAGAAAAGACGGAAGCAACUGGAGUGGCAGGCCCAAGAACAGCGAGGUCCAAGAAUCUGGGCACAGUGCGCCGCGAAGGAUCACUUGCUCAAGAAUUUUGACAGGACAGCGCUGCAAGUUGCUCUUGGGCAGAGUGGGUACAUCACGCUCUGGGAUUAUGUGAAAGGCCACGCUUGGUGUGGAAUUCCGACCCGCUUGUACAACAAGCUCAAUGGCCGGGGGUAUCAUCAGUCGCAUGCAAAACUGGUGGCAUUGAGUCCGGAUUCAGAUGCCUUCUACGUUCAGUUUAGCGAUGGAGACUGUGACUGGUUCAGCUACAGUGCUGAAAGCUUUAGGCAGGCUCUGAACGAUUCUUCGACUCCUUCAGUGGUUGCACUUGGCCCAAGACGCGCGUGGUAUGUAGGAUGGCCUGAUGGGAGGUGGCAGUCCAAUGGUUUGCCCAGAAGUUUGCUCAAUAUGCUCAACUCGAACAGACACCGGUCUGUGGCCUUCAUGAGCAUCUCUGGCUUAGACAUUAGCUCCAAGGAUGAUGACUCUCGAGACAGUGAUGAUGACUCUCGUAGUCCGAGCGAGGAUGAAGCAUUCUGA